This is a messenger RNA of Dunckerocampus dactyliophorus (ringed pipefish), 3530 nucleotides long. It is a transcript of the gene rtn2b, whose product is annotated as reticulon 2b. The transcript is spliced from 7 exons. Bases 40 to 678 code for a protein of 212 amino acids. The record is from RefSeq and is a predicted model, not a curated record. Lineage: Eukaryota; Metazoa; Chordata; Actinopteri; Syngnathiformes; Syngnathidae.
AGAAGGAAAGAGGGACGCAAGCAGGACACCUCGGCAGAAAUGGCCAGCAAACUGAUGGACCUGGUCUACUGGAGGAGCACCUGUCUGACUGGUGUGGUGUUCACAGGCUUGGUGGUGUGUCUGGCCAGUCUGUUCCAGCUCAGUGCCAUCACCUUGCUCUCUCACAUCUGUCUGGGUAUUAUGUGUGUCACCUUUCCUCUCCGCCUCUACUACAAGCUGCUGGAGCUGCUGCGAUGCAACCCCGGGCUGCACCCCUUCCAGGCGUACCUGGACUAUGACAGCACUCUGACAGACAAGGAGACAGUGAUGUUCGUGGAGGAUCUGGUGUUGCUGAUUGCGUUUGCCGUCACAGAACUCAAACGUCUUCUUUUUAUUGACAAUGUGAUUGACUCGCUGAAGUUUGUUUUACUGCUGUACCUGCUGACGUACGUUGGUGUCUUCACCACUGGGCUGACUCUGAUCAUAACUGCGGUGAUUGUUCUUUUUUCCUUUCCUCUGCUCUACAAAAAACAGCAGGUGAGGAUAAGGAGGAUUGUAAGAACUUACAAAGCUUUUGAGAAGAAAAUCAGAAACUGGUGUCUGACUGUGUACGACGCAGUGAGAUCCUCUCGUCCGCCAGCUGCCGCCUCAAAAGCUCCAGCGGUACCUGCCUCCAAACAGAAAGUGAAGGCAAAGUAAAGGAAGCAUCCAGAACGUUUACACACAAAAUGACGACAGUGGCGGUGCAUCUUCUUUGGGGCUGCUCACUUCCAUUAGUCCACCAUGACGUUGGUUUAGCAGCACCAUCUAAUCUAUGCUGACAGCUGAAAACAAAGCUGCUAUUCAUUACUCGAGAAGAGAGAGGGGGAGAUGAGUGAGGGGAGGAAUUUUAUUCACCGAGAUACUUUGUGUGUGUGGGCAAACUGCUUCACACAUCAAUCAGGGACGGCACACACAAGAACAUUGUUGUUUUUGUGGCAACAGGUCUAUUUUUACAUUAACACGAGCACCGUGUUCCUGUUGAGCAUCAGCCCACCAACAUUACAAUAUAAUUGAUAUGAACAUCAACUACAAAUUAUACAGUAACUGUAUGUCUUAAUAUUUUCAUUGUCUAGGAACCCCUUCUAACCUUUUAUAUGACCUUUCUACAGUAUGUGAAGUUUGAUCUACUUCUGAAAUUUGUAUUUAAAAAAGGUAACAUUAACUAACAAAAAUGAGCAAAUUCAAUUUAAUUUGCAUAGAAUAACGGCAUAAAAUGACAAAAGUAAUAGCAGUAACAAUUUGCACGCCUAUUGGAGCUCUAAAACUAUUCCCAAAUAUCGGGCAUCAUUGGCAGUGCAUUAGGUACCUGGGCCUUCAGUAGGGACUUAGUCAACUUAAUCCACCUUUUACCACCACUAUCACGUCACAAUUAUACAAACCAUCAAUAAUAUAGAAAAACACAAUAUAAGGUGUGGCAUUACAAAGAGACGUUUGCUUAUUGGAGAUUAUUACUAAAGAAUGAAACCCAGUUAACCCUUUAUUUUCCAAUACAUCGUCACCGAUACGCGCAAUUUAUAUUUCUGCUGGUAACUUUGAGCAUUACGCCAAAUGGCCAUUUGGCCAAAUGUAACAAGCGUCAAUGUAACAACUCCAAACAUCUACACUACAACAUCAUCUGGAGCAGUUCAAAAUCAAUAUUUAUCGAAUAACAUGACAAAAACAUGCAAAAAAUACAUCAUACUCACCAGAGUUUUUUUUUUAUAGAGAAAAUCCAUCAUCCUUUCCAGAUCAAGACUAUUUGUCUAACAGUUUUGCUCUGAUCAACCAAUCGGAGGACAGGAAAAUGCUAUUAAAAAAUGACAGUUUGCUGACCCUGUGAGGCAAAUCUGAAAUCUGAUUGUUUAAAAAGAAAUAGCCCCAUUGCAAAUAAAGUUUAAGUGACAUUGGCCAGAACAACUGAUUCUGAAGGCCCUUAGAUUGAUAUGGCAACACAUACAAGCGGAAGUCUGAUUGGACAAUAAAAUCAAACAUAUACACGCACUGGAAGCAGUACAGCCCAGAGACUCGCUACAAAAUGAAGAUAAGAGACUGCUGGGAAUAAACUGAUACAAUUUCAUGGAACAAAUACCAGAAUUUAUGUUGUAAAUGUAGGUUAAUGCUUCUGUGUUAUGGCCAGCAGAGAAGGUUUUGCUGGCCCUGAUGGCAAACCACUGAUCAUUGGUAAUAUGCAUGCAAAACGUGCUGAUGGUUUGAAGCAACAUUUUGAAUUUACCUACUGGGUGGUCCUGAACACACCUUUAAACUGACCACAUUUAUAACAUAACCGUGCAAAGACACACAAAAUGUAACACAAAGAUCAUUUCAGAUUAGGUAAACGCACACAUUACAGCAGGGAUGCCCAAAGUGCGGUCCAGGGGCGAUUUUUAGCCUAAUUUUUUUUUUUAAACGGCCCUUGACAUAUUCUAAAGAUAAAAUGAAAGGGAUAGUUUGGAUUUUUGACAUGAAGUUGUAUGACAUCCCCAUCAGCAUUGUAGUCCAAUAACAGUGACUUACCCCCCACUUGGUCUCCUAAGUCCAGUUCUGGUCAGAUUUGUGUGAUGAAGAACGUAGUUCCGCUUAGUUGCUGGGGACAAUUAAGUAGGAGAAGGCAUUUUUGUCAUGCGAAUGUAUUAAUCUUUUGAAUGCAUAUUGUUUUGAGAAGCCAAACUCUUUACUUAAUCGUCCUCAGCAACGAAGCGGAACUACGUUGUUCAGCACAGAGAUCUGACCAGAACAACUUCAUACAACACUGUCCCUUUAAUGCAUUAUUAACGAGAAAUAUUAUUAGAUAUUACACUCAUUUGCUUUGUCACCUAUAACACAAAGCUAAGAUGUUGAUGCUUCGUUCAGUUAGCUCAGCAUAUACUGUCCCACAUUGGAUUGUUUUUUUUAGCAUCUUUAAUGUACAAAAUGUUUCAGUGUAAAAAGGGUAAAAAGACAGACAGUUCCAAAAUUAGAAAAACAUGAAAAACAAUACAAUGACGUCACAACAACUGUUGUGAAACUGGUCUCCGCCAACAUAAUUCCAUUGUCCCAAACAUUUUAGGGACAUUUAAACAAAAGUAAUAUAACGUCAGUUUAUAUUACAAAUGGGAUUGUCUUAAGUCAGUUGUGACUGGCAAAUUGCUGCUGUGCUCCAACUGUGGAUCUGUUUAUCAAGUGCAUUUAUUUCAUAAGAUCAGUGUUACUGUACACAAACUGACAUGUCUUAAUCAGCCACAUGACACUACAAGGAAGUAAACAUAUCUACCGACACUACUACACAACACUACUGUACAUAUGUGGACUGUGGCUGUAAAAUGCACUUUGCAGAAGCUGCCAACUUCCCUUUUCACGUUUUUUGUAGUCAUUUGGAAUAUUGGAUACAACGCACACUUUUGACACAUCAAUCCAACAAGAAUAUUCGUAUCAGUGCAUUAUACUUUCUACUUUUUAUUCUUGGCUGUUCAUGUUUAACUCACAUAUGCUAUACAUAUGUUUUUCUAUGCGUACCAUUCGAAACUGUAAAAAAGUAACAAAAUAAAAGAAUA